UAGUCUCCGCAGUACUGGGACUGAUCUCAUUGACCGAUUUGCUUCGAUUCGGGUACUUAUACAAGUACUGUCAAAGUUAAGUCGUCAUGCUUGAAUUUAAAAUGAAAUAUUUUCUGUUUUUACUUUACAUUUCAGUUUCUUGGGCAGCAGACGCCGAAGGAAACGAGUCUCCAGACGAGUUUUCAUCAUCUACUGCAGAAUCUGAAACAACCCAGCCUUCGACCACGACAUCGACAACUUCGUCCCCUCCUGAUUAUUUGAGCAGUUAUUCGGACCUUCAAGAGAUUUCCGCGUCGGACAUCGAUUCAAAUGAAAAAAUCCAGAAAAAAAUUAUAAACGCUUUUUCGGAGUUCUCAUCUGGUUGCAAUAACUAUAAACCAAUAGAUCUUUCUUUAGAUGAAUUCACGUUUAAGAAAAAACAAGUAACUGUGGACUUGGAGAAAGAUAAAGUAAACGCUUCGUUUUCCAAUUUUACUUUCGUAGAAGAAUCAGAUUCAGAUGUUGGAAGUAUACCUUAUUCUAUUUUGGUGAGAUGUGAUUCGUCAGAAAACUCGAAGGUGGAAGUGACAUUACCAAAGAACAUUAAAAUUUUCGCAAACGUACAAGUUAAUUCUUCGAAUGGAAACGCGGGAUCGAUAACUAAAGGAUCGAUUUUCAUCUUGCUAAAGAACGUUUCCGUAGUUAAAGAAUUCACCAUUCAAACAAACAAUUACAAACAGGAAUAUGAUAUCAAACGUGCCAUCUCUUAUUUGAAAACAGAAGUACUCCUUGCAAUAGACAUCAAAUACCAAAAGCCGAUUUACGACAAAUUCCAUUCAUUUCUAAACGAAACCGAAUCCCCUCUACAAGAAUACUUCGUAGACAAGCUGACAUCAAAAUUGGCUGAAAAUGGAGUUUCAGUUAGUGAAAGCUGUUCUAAAUUCGUCAACGUGAAAAAAAAAUCCGAAAAAUUUACCUCACCAUCUUCAACCGAUGAUUUGAGCAACAUCUACGUUAUUUCGAAAGAAACUAAAGAAACGUGGAAAGGAGUCAAUCUCACAUUAGGACCUAUUAUCAUUCAAGGUUUAUCUGAAUUCAACAGCAUUGAGAUGAUUAUCUCAGGAACUGAAUUGUCUACAUCGUUGAAAAGCGCAGACCAUGAUCUUUCUACACAGAGUGUAAAAAAUAACGUAUCUGAAACAAAAGAAGCAACAGUUCGAAUUAGAACAAAUGGUUUGAGAGGCAGAUUGAAUUGGAAAUUUGAUCUUAAACCAAUAAGAUCAUUUUCUUUCUUCAUAGAUUCCAUUUUGUUUGAAAUUCGGAAAAGUAAAAGUUUUCGUGAUAAACGUGAAGCGGCAACCACAGUGCCUAAAUAUUUUUACCCGUACAACGAAUCUGCUACAGAUGCGAACAAAUUGGAUAUAAAUCUGGUUUUGGGGAAUAUAAACAUCAAUUCGUCGUCGUCCAAUUCGAAUAUAGGAGAAAUUGAGAGGGAAUUCGUGAAUUUCGUUCUUACCGAGUAUUUAAAAACAAUUUUGAACGAUACGUUGAUCAAAUCAUUUAAUGACAAGCUUCAAAAUAAUCCUUCCGUUGUAAAUUGUUGAUAUAGAUAAGAAAGGAAACGUAAACCACAAUUUUUUAAUCAGGUUCAGGUAUGUACUUAUAAAUUAAGUACCUAUAAUAAUGUUGAUAAAAUAAAGGCACAUUUAUUGUAUUGAUGAAUAAAAUACUCGUAUACCUACCUAA
Messenger RNA from Planococcus citri (citrus mealybug), 1725 nucleotides. RefSeq lists its product as uncharacterized. The coding region runs from base 87 to 1583 and encodes 498 amino acids. The record is from RefSeq and is a predicted model, not a curated record. The transcript has 4 exons. NCBI's taxonomy places the organism in Eukaryota, Metazoa, Arthropoda, Insecta, Hemiptera, Pseudococcidae.